UUUCGAUUCCAGUUCAUUACCCUCUAGACCUUGUAGAUGGCUCCGAGCGCCACCCCCAACGGCGACGCGCAAGCAGCGACGUCCAACCUCCCUCCGGUUGUGGGUAUCAACUUUGGAAAUACCUACGCCUCGGUGGCGGUCUACACCAAGGAGGGAAUAGCAGAGUGCAUCGCAAAUGAGAAUGGAGAAAGGCAAAUUGCGUGUGCCAUCGCGUUUCAUGGGGAAGAAAUCUACAUCGGCAACCAAGCUCUCCCUCAACUCGUCAAGAACUCUCAAAACACAAUCGCUGGUUUUAGAAACCUUCUUGGAAAGAAGUUCUCUGAAAUCGACCAGUCCCAGAAGAGCGAAUCUGCGCCUGUCAUACAGCACCCUACUGAACCGGACACUCCCGCCUACAAAGUCGAUGUCCUUCAGCCUGCUCCCUCGCCUCUCCCUACCUCGGCUGCAAACACACCGGCUGCCUCGAACGCUGCGACACCGCGCUCGGAACCUGUUCCCUCUACACGCAUCCUUACACCGGAGGAGGUCACCACGAUGUUCCUGGCGUAUCUCUUGAAAGUUGCUUCCGAUUUCCUCGGAAAACCUCUCCAAGGAGCAGUCAUUACCUCUCCGCCAUCUUUCACCCCGGCCCAGAAGGACGCACUAAAAAAGGCUGCCGAGUCUGCCGAUGUCCGUGUUCUGCAGCUGCUGGACGAGUCGAGCGCUGCGCUUUGCACCACAACCUGCCCUCAAUGGCCUGCCGGAGCCGAGGAUCGAACACAGUUGGUAGUCGAUGUCGGUGCCUCCUCUUUGUCUCUGUCCGUGAUCGCACUGCGCUCGGGGUUGGGAUACAUCCUUGGUUCCAAGACGGUCGUCGAUGGCACAAAACUUGGCGGUUCUGCAUUGUCCGCGGCAUUGGUCAAGCAUUUCUCGAAGGAGUUCACCAAAAAGACCAAGACAGAACUUCCCCAGCCGCCGUCGUCCAAGGAGGACAUCCGAGCAACCUCCAAGCUGCUUCUAGCGAUCGAAUACACGAAGCGAACACUCAGUGCCUCUUCGACGCCUGCAUCCAUUUCUGUCGAAUCCCUACACUCCGGCCUAGAUUUCACAGCGACGAUCGCGAGGAUGCGCUUUGACCUACUGGCCGCACCUGUUUACAACGCGAUCUCGUCUGAGAUCAAGUCGCUUCUGGAAACCAUUCCUCUCGACCCGCAUGACAUCGACGAGAUUGCGUAUGUUGGCGGUACGGGCUGUCUGCCGGGACUGGACAGCCACUUGCUGUCGAGUGUCGGAUUCAGUGAGGAUGUCCAGACACCCUUUUCCAACGGAACGAUGGGCAGCGGGGCGAUCGGUGAUCCUACAGGCGUAUUGUCCAUCGGAUGCGCAAUCCAGGCUUCGCUGCUGUUUGGACUUUCUGAGGAUGUGCCCGAACUAGCUCAAGCCUUCGAAGGCGCCGCUCAAGUCAAGACGACCACGCGGACAAUCGGUAUCGUGUUUCCGACCGCGGAAGGUGGGUUGGAUGGGAUGGGUGGAUUCUACAUACCCGUGCUCCACAAGCACACGCCCCUCCCGGCCCGACGGAUCUUUCAGGUUGAGGAGCUUGCUCUCGCUGGAGGCGAGGGUGACAAAGCCAAGAAGUUCGCAUUCGAGGUCUGGGAGGUCGAAGAAGGCGUCAAAGUUGACAAGAUCAUGCCCCCCAAGCGGGAUCCCGAGGAUGGGGAAGAUGAAGACGAAGACGAGGAAGACGAGCCUGAGGAAGUCAAGACCAAGACCGUCUCCAAAACCAAUUUCCUGGGAGCAGUCCAGGGCGAGACUAAAGGUGUCAAAGACAAAUCCAAGAAGGGCGCAUUCUCUGCUUCGCUGCAGAUAGAAUUGGUGUUGGCCGUGGAUGGCGCUCUGUCCGUCUCCGUUUCUGACAGCAAGGGCGAAAAAUCCAUCAUGUCUGUUCGACUCUCGCUCGCGGAGCAAAUUGCCCAGCUCCAGGAACCUGCUCCAGUCGAUCUCGACCCGGAAGAUGUUCAGGCAGGACUUGAUGCUCAAGACAUACUCGUGGACGACAAUGCUCGGGAACAUUACGUAGAUGUGGGCAAUCUUCGGAGGCUACAGAGCGUGGCAGAUCCCAAAUAUGCUGGUGUCAAGAUCUCACGCGACCAGCUGAAGGAGAGAGAACUUGAUAGCGCCGGAGAAGAUUUUUCGGAUGACCAAGACUCUUUCCAUACCCUCGAAUCUCCAGUUGGACAUGAAGAUGAAAGUAAUGGAGAUGGAGAUGGGCCGGUCGGAGAGGAGGACGGGGACGAAGACAUAGAGGAGGACGAAGAUGAAGACGGAACUGGUGGAGAUCAGGAAGACGACGAGGAUGCUAUGAAUGAGGACCCCUCGAACCUUAAACCUCUCCCAACCCCUCCCGCUCCUCAAGACACUGUGAACACGUCUGAGGGAGCACUGUCGUCAACAUUACAGAAGACGCGUGCAGAGGACCGGAAGAAAGGUCAAGCCGUUACGCAACAGAUCGCGAUUUGGGACGCCCUCCUAGAUGCUCGUAUACGACUUCAAAAGUCAGCCACCUGCGCAAAUCGUCUACCUUCGUCUGCUAAUAUCAAGCGAUACGAGGAAAUACCAGAGUGCCGUUCGGCCUUGAACAAGAUGCUUGAUGAAGCCUUCGCGCUGUCAGACGAUCUGUUCAGCCUGCAAGAGAAACUUGUGUCUGCAAAUGAGGUUGUCUCUUUGCCUGCUCGUAAGCGGCGGAAGCUUGAUCUUGAGGGCACCCUCGACGAGUAUUCGACACUACUCAAUGACGCCGCAGCACAUGCAGCUAAUAUCGAGCAUGCAAUCCAUCCACACACGGUCCAGACACUCUCGAAGUGGUCGUCCAAAAUCCAGGCAGUGGCUCCGGCUGCUUUGAUGGCGUCGAGUCGCACGGCUUUUUCUUCACGCAACUCUCAAAAUCUCAAGUCCGCCGUGCAACUCAUAGACGAGACUCUUCUCGAUCACCGCAAAUUAGUCGCCAGGACCCAAGCGCGCCGGAAUAACACUCUGAGGAUCGGGGAAGUUGCUGGUUUGGAUGGCGAGGAGGAUGUUGAUAUCGAGUGCUUUGAUGACAACGACUUCUAUCAGCAACUAUUAAAAGACAUCAUCGACUCUCGGGGGAGCGGCGACUCUGGUGCUGAUCAUUGGCAAGUAGUACAGAAGCAAAAGAAGGCGAAAAAGACGGUCGACACUAAAGCGAGCAAAGGCCGAAAACUCCGAUAUGAGGCACACGAGAAACUGCAGCACUUUAUGGUCCCUGUGCCAGUUCCCGGGAUGUGGCAUGAUGAGCAGAUUGACGAGCUGUUCUCAUCUCUUAUGGGACGGGGAUUAGAAAAUGCAUUAGGGAAUAUUAACCUGGACGCACCUGCGGCUGAAAUACUCCAGGGGGGGUUCAAAGUCUUUGGUUAGAUUGGCACUGCAUGUAUAUGUACACCGACUGAUAAGAGCCCUUGUCGCCCAAAUGCUCUGUCUAAAGAUUAUGUGAUGUGGAACCGAACAGAUACAAAUAGUAUACUACCUCUGCAGGUAUUACUGCGCGCGUCUCUUGCCCUUUGGCACCCAGUCUCCACCACUCUCAACGAGAGGCAAACACGUCUGCUCCUUCAACGACGGCGUGGCGUAGUGGCUCUGUGCUCAAUAUACCCAUCCGUGAACCGCAACUCCUCAGCACCUCGUGAAACUUCCCGUAUUGCGAAUGGACGCCUUUGAAGACGAGAACCCCUUCGAGUCAGAGUCGGGACUGUCUUCGCCUGUCCGUGUCGACUUGUCCGAGCCCCCCUCGCCGCCUCGACGGGAGCCCUCUCUACCGACCUCUCCCAGUCACCAGCUGCCUUCCCCGCGCACCCAGAGGCAAUCUGCGCCUACUCCGAGGACUGAUUUCUGCUGCGCGACGGACCGAGUGCUUCAUUCCGGCGAUGACGAUGAGAUAGUGAUCUCAGAUGCCCAGAAGACGACGGUGAACUCCACUUCACCCUACAUUGUAUAUGUGAUUCAGACCGGGAACGCUGAAGCCCGUCAUCGUUACUCGGAAUUCGAAUCGCUGCGAUUGAAUCUAAUCAAGUUGUAUCCCACGCUCAUUAUUCCACCUAUACCGUCCAAGCAGACUAUCAGCGACUAUGCAGUGAAGCAAGGCAAGGCUAAGGAGGAUGCCGCGAUGAUUGCCAGGAGGAAACGGAUGCUUCAGACUUUCUUGAAUCGCAUUGCGAAACACCCCAUCUUGUCCAACGACCACGUGUUUCAUCGUUUCUUGGAUGGAGAGGUGUCCUGGAACGAGGUUCUCAAUUCUCCCCCGCUUUCUCUGCUGCCGAAGAACAUUCUCAAGGCUCCAUCACAUAAUCCAACGGACCAGAAUGCCUCACCAGCGUAUGCGGCUUUGCCGAAUCCCUCCGCCGCCCAUCCCCUGAGGCAUCCGGAUCAACGGUUCUUGGAUUCUGAAGCUUUCACCCUGAAGUUCGCCAAUCACGUCAGCGGUCCUAUGGAGAAAGUCAGCAGGCGAGUUCUGAAGCGGUGGUCAGACUACGCUCAAGAUCAUGCUGACCUUGGUGCGGCGCUGAAUGGAUUCAGCCUGCACGAGACCGGCCCGUUGUCGGCUGCCAUCGAGAAGACGGGCCAAGCGAUUGAUGCCACAUACAUGUCGACCACAAAGCUGCUCCAGGACGUGGAGCAGAAUUGGACGGAACCAUUGCACGAAUACACGCAAUUUGCCGCCAUCAUCAAGAAACUUUUGGCUUAUCGGCACCAAAAGCAUGUGCAAUACGAAAUGACCCAGGACGCACUCGAAGUCAAGCGAGAGCAGCUGGAGGAACUUGAGAAGAGCGAGCGAGAAGCGCGCCGGUUGGAGCAAGCUCUGAGCCGUGGCUCCGUCGCCAGUGACCCAGCGAGCGGGAGUGAAGAGCCGGCAGUAUCUCGAUCGACACAUCUUCCGCCGCAUCCGGGGCCGAAUCCCUCGAGACGACGAGCACCAGGCAUGGGUCUGCUGAAUGCGUUGAGCUACACACUGCAUGGAAUGAUGGAUGUGGAUCCUGAGACUGCGCGCCGAAACGGUAUAACCAAGACCCGUGAGAGUAUCUCCCAGGGGAGUGUGAUCUGCGGUUGUGCAUUCAGUGCGCUGAACAUCGUUGCAGCUCGAGGAUGCGCUCCAUCUGUCGACUCAGGACCUGAAAUACACGAGCUCCACAAUUCAAGCGGAUCUUGACCGAUUUCAGCGCCAGAAAGUGGCCGAUUUGCGCGAAAUGGCCAUUAGCAUGGCUCGAAGCCAUCGUGAUUGGUGCCAAAAGAACUUGGAAGCGUGGGAGGAGGCCAAGAAAGAGAUUGGCAAUCUUCCAAACCAUCCAAAUCAACUGCCCGCCGCUGAAGUUCAGCCAGGACCGACACCUGUUUCUCGGAGAGAUUCUUCUGCCACGGUGAACGGACGUUAAGAUUUACAUGAACUGGAUUCUAAUGUACAUACAUACCAAACUCAUCGCAUGAUUUGAGUUUGGACUGCAACUCGAAGUUUUCAAAUUUCCGAGCCUAGGACUGAUUGUGUCACGGUCCCACGGAACAUCACCAAUAGUCACAGCUCGUCCGAGACACCAAUUCGAGGAUUUCGGUCUUUGAAUUAGAGUCACCGGUCUAUACCUUCCCUCGUCUAGCGAGACCAUGACGGGAACAGAAUCAGACCCGCUACUUUUCCCCGACGGUCAAAUCGUCCUGAUCUUGGUCGGGCUCAUUGGCUCAGGAAAGAGCACCUUUGCGCAAGCUCUGGCCAACGAGAUGCCUGAAAUCUUUGUUCGCUGCAGCCAAGAUGACUUGGGAGAUCGCCGCAGGGUUGAGCAACUUGCUAGAGACUCGCUUCGACAAGGCUAUUCUGUGAUCAUUGACCGCACCAACUUUAACGCAAUCCAACGAAACCACUGGAUCACCAUUGGGCGCGAGCAAGGUGUACAGUCUUGGAUUUUGGUCUUCGAUACCCCAGAACGGAUCUGUGCGGCCCGACUGCAGACGAGGAUUGGGCAUCCCACAAUCAAAGAUCCUGAACAGGCCAUGUCUAUCCUCGCGCGAUUUUCCUCCGACUACCGGCUACCAGAUGAGACGGAGGGUCACAGCCGAGUUCUGUAUCUGGAGCCUGCGGAGCAGCAUCUACUGUAUUCACAGGACACACUCUCCACAAUUCUUGGUCGACUGCGGGAUUCGUCGCCGAUCCGGCGCUCAGGACUGUCGUUCGACGUGAAACUCAUGGCUGGUGCAGCCAUUUUGUCCAUUCUACUGGUGGUCACGGUGUCGCGCCGUCGCGCAGCCUGAACAGAUGGCCAGCGCUGGCAGCCUUGGCCGAACCG
Messenger RNA from Mycena citricolor, 6323 nucleotides. Lineage: Eukaryota; Fungi; Basidiomycota; Agaricomycetes; Agaricales; Mycenaceae. The record is from the annotation of a GenBank genome assembly.